Molecule: messenger RNA, 3108 nt
Organism: Heterobasidion irregulare TC 32-1
Lineage: Eukaryota; Fungi; Basidiomycota; Agaricomycetes; Russulales; Bondarzewiaceae
Exons: 7
Coding region: 1-2991 (996 amino acids)
Source: RefSeq, a predicted model, not a curated record
AUGCACCGGGCCAGCAUGCAGCCCACGACGCCCACGGAGUCCGUAGAUGCUGUCGCCGUCGGUCCCUCCGAUGCGCCUUCUCAGCAUGGGACGUUUGCUCUUGAAAAUUCUUCCCAAGAUGACCUGUCUGUGGCCCUCUCGUCGCCAAGCUUAUCGCGAAAUCAGCUACCUUUUCUUCCCACAUACCCUGGCGCUCAAUUUGAAGCCACGCGCAUCUCUGCCAUGGACAACCUCGUGGAAACAUAUCUCUCGUCCCUAGAGACCCCCUUGGACAACAAGCCUCCCUUUCCACACGACAUAGUCCACGUCGUGAUCUUGACAUGCUCAGAACUAUUGACGCAGCAAUCACAGAUAUACGCCUCCUCAAAUGACAUGAUACCUCUUAUCGAAUUGUACCCUGAGCUGAUCGAUAUCAGCCGCGAUUGUUGGGAGAGGAAGUCUUAUCAAGCCCUUCGAGAACUCGAACUGUUCUGGCCAAAGGCUGUCAAGCAGGCUGGCAGAAACCUCUUUCAACGUCGCAUACCAAAUCCACCAUCCGAACCUGAAGUCAUUCCCGUUGAGCUCGCGUGGACGGCACCAUACACAUCAGAUUACCAUGAGAUCCUGCUCAGGUCGAUCAAGGAAAUGAUGGAAUAUGGAGAGCAAAAUGAUUACUCAAACACUGUUGCUAUUUUACAAAGUUCAGGAUCCGGGAAAUCACGAAUGGUAGAUGAGAUGGCAUCCAUAAUCUUUACCAUUCCAUUCAACUUGCGUGAAGAUCGGGAUAAUCAUGGAUUGGCGUGGCCGCCUCCGGACAAAGCUGUGCGGGAUAUACUGAAACACGCGGCAGUCGAUUAUGCAGCACAGCGCCUCAUCUAUUUCGAGUUUUUCACUGAGCUUUUUGCUCUUGUCAAGAUUGAAUUGGAUGAGCUCCGCCGGACGGGUGAGACAGAAGACUUGGUCAUCGCCUGGAAGAAACAUCUAUUACAACCCUCUCGGCCGACAGUAGUCCUCGAUAAGAAAACCCCUCUUAUCGAUAACAAGAAUACACACAGUCCCAAGAGCGCAGCAAGCGCUGCGGCUGUAAACGCACUUCGCGAGUUGCUUCUCACCCUCACCCGAUCCACUACAGAAACUACGACAAGUACAGUCAAGCUUGUCAUCUAUUUUGAUGAGUCACACGUUCUUACCGAGGGGCCUACGUUGAAGGACGAACAGAAGGACAAGGAAUAUGACAAGACGCAAUAUGACACCCUCCUCUCGGUGUUCAAUAGCUUCAAGGCGUUUCCUAUCUUUGCCAUCUUUUUAUCUACUACAUCUCGAAUUUCCUACUUUGCUCCCCCGAAGUCAGAAGCCAAAUCCUCACGCGCAUACAACAGUAAUUAUUUGCAAGCCCCAGUGUCGGAGACUCCGUUUGAUAUUACUCCUGGGUUAGAGAUUGUGCCUGGGACACUCAGCGUCCAAGAUGUGUCAAAAGUUUCAUUUAUGACGCAAUUCGGAAGGCCCUUGUGGUGGACAAUGCUGAGAGCGAUGAACCCGACGGACCCUGAUCAGGUUAAUCAAUAUGAGCGCAUACUCAUCCUCUUAGCACGGAGCAAGUUGUCCGGCCAACCAAAUCCCAAUGUUGAGGCAAGACCUUCCGAUACCGCUGCGUUGGCCAUUGCAGAUGUCCGUCUUUGUUUCGAUUAUGAACCAACUCGACCGAAGAACGAGAACAUUGUUAACGAUCUUGUGGCAAGCCACAUGCGCACUGUAUUUUCAAUGCCCUCACACCGUGAAUACUUCCGAUCGGGGUAUCCCAGCGAGCCGAUCUUGGCAGAGGCAGCAGCCGAGCAGCUCGAUUAUUGGCGAUCCAACGUGAAGGAAACCUUUCUCAUUGACACCCUGGAACACCACAUGAAGAAUGGUCUUCUGAAUACGGGUGAGCGAGGGGAAGUUGUGGCGCGCGCGCUGCUCACAGAAGCUUACGAUCGCGCGGUCAAAAGAGAAGACCCAGAAAAAUUUGGGCGAUUCAGUCGAGGCUGUUCCCUCAUUUCGUUUAUCGAGGAGCUAUUUGAACCCGGUGCUGCUCAAGCCAUACUUGACAGUUACCCCGAUAACAUCCCGAGGGACACUGAGGACCUCAACAGGCAGAAGUUCAGAACGGUAUUCCAAAAAGCCAAGGUCCGCUUCACCCACUUUGUCAAGGUAGAUGACGUGAACGGUAUUACCACGGGGACGUUGUUUCCAGCUUUCGUCCGUGGCAUGGCAUUUAUUGCCAAGACAGGACAGACUAUCAUUGACCUUGGGAUUCCGGUGUUGUUUGUGGAUGAUAAACUUGGUGAAACGGCCAUGACGGCCAUCCUCAUCCAAGUGAAGCGACGCAUAAAGGCCGGAACUGUUGUGGCACUUGAUAUCAGGGCGGAGAAUAUUGGUUUGUUCGUUACGGAGGCCUCACGCCGGCCAUACUGUACCCUCGUGAUGGAGCUCGGCGUACAGCCAGGCUUAGACAAGACCAUCGGUAACAACGGCAAGGGCGAGGAUAUGGGAAAGGGCAAAGCACGUGGGAAAGGCAGAGGCAAGGGACGAGCGCGUCCAUCCACUUCCCCGAAGAUCGUUGCACAGAAUGCCUAUGCUGCUAAGACUCCUUCCAAAGUCCAAGUCAAAGAUUACGGGAUCUCGCGCUCUACCACACGGGCAGCCUCCGAAAACGCGACGAACAACCACCCGCGGUACAGCAUCUUCGUGUACGGCUGUUCGAGCACAGUGUACAAGGGAAUCAGCCAUGGCGACAAACACAAAUAUGCCUUGCUACUCGCAACCCGAGACAUGUUUCACGAGCACGCUCGCCAGCGCAAAGAAGCGCUGCUCAAAGUCUGGCAGCUGAAGCCCGCCUGGUCAGUGCGUCACAAUUGCUAUCAUUGGGUCAAGGGGAUGAAUGUGGGCACGGCGACUGCUGACACCGAGGAGGACGAUGAGGAUAGGGUCGUCGUUUCGGAAUACGACGGAGGCGAGGGUCACCUCCCCGCAUGAUAAAACGCGACGAGUACCUGAAUAUACCGUGUUUCCCGUCGCCAAAUUUGUUUUAGUAUCUUUCGAUGAAUCGUCUACCAUGUUUUCCCCAUGCAAUGCAUAGUUUUGAACCUGGUC